Molecule: messenger RNA, 2722 nt
Organism: Paramuricea clavata
Lineage: Eukaryota; Metazoa; Cnidaria; Anthozoa; Malacalcyonacea; Plexauridae
Source: the annotation of a GenBank genome assembly
GCAAAUAUGUUUGGAAUAUGAGACAGUCAAAUGCAUAGAAUAUAUCUUCUCAAAUUCUUCCCUUAUAGUUCACCUUGCAAAAAAAACGGACAGAACAAAGGAAGAAGGAUGGAUUUGGUAUUCUAUACAGCUAUUAUUGCGGCCUUGUGUUUCGUACCACCAAUUGCAACAUUUAUCAUUGGUGGCAUGGUUUGGUGUUGCUGUCGAAAAGGCGAAGGCUUGACGCUUAUCAUGAUGAAAAGCGUUAUCAGUAAAAAGAAUAUCGACAAAAAGGCGGUAUACCUGGUCUGCGACAGGAAACUUCCAUCGUCAAGUCGAAAAUAUUUUAUGAUUUAUUCACUGAUCAUUCUCACAAUAUGUGUGCAGUGUUUUUUUCUUCUCGCUUUUUUUGAAGUGAGCUUUGAAUGUAAGCACGAUCCUGACUUGGAUUGUUUCAAAGAGAUAGACGAAGUGGCAUUUGCUGAUGUGAAAUUAUCUUCUUUCGAUCAAUCGCCAGUCAAUUGUUCAACCCUCUCGAAAGAUGAUCACGUCUUUUGCUACCGUACGACUGCUUUCGAUCCUGAAAAGGCAUUUUUUAGUGCGGCGGCUGCAUAUUUAUUGUUCGAAAUGCUCAACAUUGGUCUUGUAGUCAUUGCACAUAUCAUGCUUUUCCUGGCAGAGAAAUUAAAGAGCAUGCUAAUGAUCAAGAUUGUGCUUACCUUAAUUUUCGUGGGAUUCUUUGUUGGAAUAUUCGUUUUGAGAACCCAGGUGGAUGACUUCGAAUCAGCAACUCGAAAGUUGCCGUACACGGUGUUAGUACAAGGCAUGCUUGUUUUGCUCUUCAUUUUCUUCUAUGUAGUAAUGCUUCCUUGGGGAAAGAUCGGCAGUGAAGAAUAUUAUGGAGAUGCAUCUUUACCAACCAUCGCUGGUGCACAUGACAACGAAAUGACUGAUCCAAAAUAAUAACAUUGAUAACCAACUGGAUUAUUUACAACCAUGCACAUAUAACUUGAAGUAUAAUACAUCAUGACACGUUUGUAGCAGACAUGCAGUUUUUUUUUAUAUAUAGACAAUAAACAAUAAAUUUAAUGGUAUAGUAUAAGCGAGAAAAUACAUAUAACAUGCUAGGAUGAACUAAAUGUUUGGAUGAACGCUCCUAUAUUAUAGGCCUUGCUGUAUAAGUAACAGUUUUUAGCGUUAAUUUGCACUAACUUUAAAUUAAUUAUACGCAUCCGUAUAGUUUACAAACACUGUAUACUCUUUGUAAGCAACAAGUGUCUUGUAUGGUUUAGCGCACUUGUUUUCGGCUUUCCCUCCCAUUAUACACGGAUACACCCUUCGUAUAUGUCACUUUGGCUAUAGAGCUUCAUUUUCGUGUAUCUGACAUCAUGCAGAAAGCCUACGUCUCAAUCACGAAAACGAGGCUCUAUAGCAAAGAUGACGCACUUUCCGAAAGCGUGAAAUGGCUUUUUUCCUGCAGUCUGAUGGUCAGAUUAUUUCGCAAUUCUGUUGGAAUGCAAUUAUCAAAAUUUCAAAAGCUUUGUGCGCGACGAAGUCGUCUCUAAAAACAUAAAAUCGUGGGUCAUUAGGAACUGGUCAUUUUUAUGGUGGAGGAAUAUCACCGAAGAGAAGUUUUUUUCUUGGUAAAUAAUUUGCUGGUCCAAUCAUUAACCCCCUACUCAAAUAUCCGUUAAAAAAUAAAUACCUACCCCUAUCCAAAAACAUUACAAAAGGCUACCGUUCAUUUGUCACACAUCACAUGUCCUAACCACUUCUGUGACAUUGAGUUUGAUAACUGUUUGUACAAUUCUCUACAGUCUAAAGUUUCAUGCUGUCUGCACAUGUACUUUCUGUGGAGACACUAUUUGCAUCUAGAAAAAUCGGAAAAUGAUCAAGAUUGUGACCGUGAUUGAUUUACAUAUAUAUUGUACUGACAUAUGAUUGUUAAUUGACGCUCACUCAGUUAAGUCUUCAAUAUUUGAGCGAGUCAUGCUUUGGAAAUGACAAUAAAUUUUUAUUACCAAACCGUUGAGUUGUUUUAUUUUUGAUUUACUCAAAAAUAGUAAUCAGUCAAAAAUUGUUUUACCCAACCGUUUUCUCUUCGGUGCCACCUCCCGCCGUAAAUAAUGACUGGUCCCUUAUUAUAGAGACUUCGACGUUUGCCAAGUUUCCAGACCAUAUCUCGAUUGUCUUACGAAAUUUUGACAAAGAAUUAGUUAUCCAAAUCGUCCCAAAACUGAAUAUUUACAACGAUAUAGAGUAUUUCUUUCAGUGGCGCUUGUAGACGGGUAAACAUUGGUUUGCGACUUGUGCACCAGAAUUGCCAUGCGUUUGACGCACAUGCUAUUUUGGAUGCUGUAGAACGUUGCAUGUGCUGUGACGUCGCAACGCUAUUCAAAAUUACAUAAUAUAUAUUACGUAAUAAAUAGUAUCCAUACUCAUGCACACACAUAUAUACUGUAUUUUUAAAUAUACGCCACCCUUGGAAACAAAUAGCUUUUAAGACGAUAGCAAACAAAUAGCUUUUAAGACGAUAGCGUUUUAACUAAUAAAGUUUUUCUAUAAUGUAGUUUGCCGAUUUUAUUAGUCCUAAACGAGUUGUUUUCAGGAAAACAUUAUUCCGAAGCUUGCACAUGGCCGAACAAAGCCCGGCACGAGGCGACUGUAGUGACAUUGACAGUGGUGACACUGGUUGUUACUGGUGACCCUGGCGGUUUAUGAAACGGACAAUUGCCAAGGCGAU